AUGGAUCCACCGACCAACCAACCCGCCGGUGCGUCGUCGAGCUUCAAGACGCCGCAGAUGGACCAGUCCGAAUGGUCCGCAGCCACCCCAACCACCACCACCACACCUUCGCGGCACACAUUCCCGCGGCGUCUGAGUCUGCUUCAGAACGAUGCCGCCUCGCCUGCUCGCUCGGACACGCCGCAGGAGGCAAGUCGCAGGACAUCGUUUACGGGUCCGAAACCGUUGAACCUCGUUUCGCAGCCGCUAUCGUCGGCGGCAGUGCCUAGCUCGGCAUCAUCGUCGGGCCCAGAUACCCCGCGAAAGGGCAAACGCACGAGCUUGUCGUACAUUCCUUCGCCUUCGACGAGCAAGAUCGACGAUGGCCAGUUGAGCCGUGCACAGUCCACCUCGUCAGCGGCGGGUCGCACGCGCACGGGCUCGAUCAGCAGAGCGACGACGUCUUCCCGCCGCAGACCGUCCCAGGCGUCGCAGGCGAGUGCGGGCGCCAACAGCGAUGCUGACGACUGGCUCAUGUCCGAAGAAGACGCGUCCUUCUCCUUGCCCUCCGCUGCACGUGCAAUGGCGGGGCGAGACUCGGCCAAAGUCGAAGCGCAGUUUCAAGACACGGGCUACCGCGAAGGCAUCACGGCGGGCAAACUGAGCACGCUGCAGAACGGAUUUGACCAGGGCUUCAACGAGGUAGGUGCACCCCUGGGCCGCGAGGUGGGCAUGCUGCGUGGCCAGCUCGCGGCGCUUCUCCUCCUCACCUCGCCGUCUCCGUCUGCAGAUGCUGCUGGGCCUCGCAAGGGCGUGGGUCGAGCCACGGGUCGCAUGCGCCCCGCAAACUCGGCAGCCACGCCUUCGCUGCCGCUGCUGGGGCAUCCGCGGCUCGCCGAGGCGCAGCGAGAGAUGCGCGCGCUCGCCGCCGAGCUCGAUAGCGUCUCGCUGGGACAGCUUGCCGAGCCGGACUACGAUGCCUUGGUGCACGACCACGAGCAUGCGGUUGAGGCGGGCGAUGCUGCCGCACAGCCGAGUCGCGAGACGGAAGAGCAGAGACAAGCGCGCACCGCGGUGCUCGUGCGAUUGCAUAAGCGGCACGAACGCAACGGCGCGCUGACGGGUCCGACGCGCGACCUGCUGCGGCUCAUAGCGGAGAAGGAACGCAGGUGCUUUGAGCUGCGCGACGAGCUGGCGGCGGAAGAGGCCGAGCUGAAACAGCUGCGUGCAGCGUGGCAACGCACAGCGACACGAGAACUGGCGUAUGGCACCUCGCCCACCCACCGACGCAACGGCAGUGCGUCCAGCUCGACGACAAGGCCGAGUCUGGCUCGAACGGAUAGCACCGAUUCCCUCGCAGGCCUGCCCGUUGGGGUGCCCCAGGCGGCCGCGGAGGCUUGGAACUCGCUGUCGGCUAAACUGCCCGGCGGACUCAAGAGCCAGUUGAACAGUCUGCUCGAGAGCAUUGCCAUGGAUCAGCCGCCCGAGGUGCCCGAAAAGCGCGCCGAGGAUGCGGGCAUGUUGCGGCCGGCACCGCUGGGGACAUUGGGCGUGCUCGAGGAGGAGGGGUCGGAUGUGGGCAGUGCGGCGGUUUCGCCUCGCUCGCCGCGCUCGCCGGCGGGACCGAUGGCGGGCGUGCGCGGUGCGGCGCAGGAGCAAGACGACAGCUCGGUGCUGGGGUUCAAGGUGGAUGCGAACGGGAUUGCCACGCCGAGUGUACGGCUCAGCGAACAGCCACCACCCACGCCGCCCAAGGAGGGAGCAAGAGAGGGGAACACAUGGCAGUCGCGGCGAACCUCGGUGCUGGGGUCCUGGUCGCAGCUGCAGUCCAAGCUUACGGGAGAGGCGGACUCGGGAGGUGGCGGGUUGGCAGGCAUGUUCACACGCCGACUCAAGGAGGCACGCCACAAUGCGUCCGACCUGCUGCGCGAGGCGGAGCGCAAACUGGGCAACGCAAUGACCAUCGAUGAGCUGCUCGGCAUCAGCAACGACGAACCACCCUCACCCCAACCUCCCAUGGCGCGCUCGCGCUCCCCGCAGAUCAGGCUCGAGGGGGUAGCGACCGAGACGUCGUGGGCCGAGGCAGCGGUAGGCGUGCGGUCUCCGAACCUAGCGCCUGCGGAUGCGGUGGGGAGGACGAGUGCGUCGAGCAGCAGGAGCUCGCUGUCGCUCCAGCUGCCCGUGCGCAGUGCAUCGCCGCACUCGCCGCCGAUUGGGGGUGCACCCGGUGCGGCGGCGUUCGGCGUGCUCCACAACGGCUCGAGCAGCAGCAUCAACCGCGUCAGCACCAACAGCGUGGAUGGCUGGAAUUGGACAAAGCACGAGCACGAGUGGGACGAGUAG
Moesziomyces antarcticus is the source of this 2322-nucleotide messenger RNA. RefSeq lists its product as uncharacterized. The transcript is spliced from 3 exons. NCBI's taxonomy places the organism in Eukaryota, Fungi, Basidiomycota, Ustilaginomycetes, Ustilaginales, Ustilaginaceae. Bases 1 to 2322 code for a protein of 773 amino acids. The record is from RefSeq and is a predicted model, not a curated record.